This is a messenger RNA of Diachasmimorpha longicaudata, 6336 nucleotides long. Its product is annotated as cationic amino acid transporter 2. Gene Ontology annotation, molecular function: amino acid transmembrane transporter activity. Gene Ontology annotation, cellular component: plasma membrane. The coding region runs from base 521 to 2953 and encodes 810 amino acids. The transcript has 13 exons. The record is from RefSeq and is a predicted model, not a curated record. Lineage: Eukaryota; Metazoa; Arthropoda; Insecta; Hymenoptera; Braconidae. Gene Ontology annotation, biological process: amino acid transport; transmembrane transport.
GGGAGGAAAAACGCCGCGCGGAUGAGAGAGUAACCCCGUGUGUGGUCAGACGGCACGACCGGCACCGUGUCGCUUAACGAGAUUAAACGAGAAGAUACGAGAGAAUUAACCAAUGAAGGAAAAUUCAAUGAAUUAGUUGAAAAUUAAUUGUUAAUGUGAAAUGUGAAUGUUAGCGUUGAGCUCAGUGUCCAUGACUUAUUGUGAUUUUCAUUGUCAGACUCAGAAGUUUCAUUGUUCUGCAAGACUCUUGGGGUGAUAUCUCCAUUGUGCAUUGAUAUUGAUACAUAUCACAUAGGGAUUAGAUAUUCAAGUGCCAGUAUAUGGAGUAAUUAUUCAAUUAUCACCAUUGUUGGAGAUUUUUAGAGAGACGAGACUUUUUUUUUAUUCAAUUGUGAAGAUAUUGGAAAUGACGGAGUGCACGAUUCGGUGAAUUCUAUUCACCUUUAUCCCUAGUGUUUUAACCAUUUUUAGUGUUUUUUGUUAAAGACGAGAGAGAGAGAGAGAGAGGGUAGACGUCAAAAUGGAUUUGGGAAAAAUGAAGCUGCCAGAGUUGCCGGAUAGGGAGAAGAGAUUGGAGCUUUUCGGCAAGUUCAUAAGAACAAAGAAAAUAGAACACCUCCAGGGGGAACAGGCACGGCAUGGAACUGAGCCAGUACAUCCCCCAGAUUCCAAACAAAAAUUACAGAAGUGCCUGACAACCCUAGACCUAACGUCCCUAGGUGUUGGGUCAUGCGUUGGUACAGGCAUGUACCUGGUGGCUGGAAUGGUGGCACGUAGUGUCGCCGGACCAGGCGUCAUCAUCUCGUUCAUUAUCGCAGCAAUGGCAUCAAUUUUCUCUGGUGCGUGUUACGCUGAAUUUGGUGUUAGAGUACCCCAUACAACCGGCAGUGCGUAUAUGUACAGUUACGUGACUGUAGGUGAGUUAAUAGCAUUCAUAAUUGGAUGGAACAUGGUGCUUGAGUACCUCAUCGGUACCAGUGCGUGUGCCUGCGCCCUUAGCGCUUGUCUGGACGCCCUUGCGAAUGGGGCGGUUUCCGGUGCGAUAAGCAACAGCGUUGGAACAUUUUUUGGUCGACCACCGGAUUUUCUCGCUUUCGUAAUAACCCUCCUGAUGAUGAUGCUGAUGGCAGCGGGUGUGAAGAAAUCCCUCAUCUUCAACAAUGUCUUAAACGCCAUAAACUUAUCGGUCUGGGUAUUUAUUAUGACUGCCGGAUUAUUCUAUGUCGACUCAACCAAUUGGUCAGAGCACAAGGGAUUUCUACCCUUCGGAUGGAGCGGGGUGUUUACUGGGGCUGCAACUUGUUUCUAUGCAUUCAUUGGAUUUGACAUAAUAGCAACGACUGGUGAGGAAGCGACAAAUCCAAAGAAGAGUAUCCCAUUAGCAAUUGUCUCUUCUCUUGCUAUUAUUCUCAUCGCCUAUGUGUCAAGCAGCAUGAUGUUGACGUUAAUUGUUCCUUAUGAUGAAGUAGACCAAGACUCUGCACUAGUAGAGAUGUUUGGCCAAGUAGGUGCAUACAAAUGUAAAUAUAUCGUGGCAGUGGGAGCCCUAGCCGGCUUGACAGUAUCAAUGUUUGGCAGUAUGUUUCCCAUGCCUAGGAUAGUAUACGCAAUGGCACAGGAUGGCCUCAUAUUCCGUAUGUUCAGCCAAAUUUGGCCAACCACUGGAACACCAGCACUAGCCACACUGACAUCCGGAUUAGCUGCUGCGUUGGCGGCACUUCUCAUUAAAUUGGAAGUCCUAGUGGAAAUGAUGUCUAUUGGUACAUUGCUGGCCUACACUCUCGUAUCAACAUGUGUUUUAAUUCUACGUUAUCAACCCCACUCAACGAAUCUCAUUGAACUUCUGCCCCAGAGUCUACGUACACCAUGCAGGUCACCGACUAAAGAAACUCAAGUCAAUGGUCAAGCUCCCUAUGGCAAAGAAUUGAGACCGGAUCAGCUUACUAUUGCCCUUAACACUGUUCAAACGACACAAACGGAAAUAACGACUAACAGUAAUGGACAACGUGUUACCGUGCGACGUGUGAGACGAGCCAAUAGUUCAUCACCCGAUUCGGAUGACACUUACGGGGGUGAAGAAGACGAUGUCGGUUUAGGAAAAGACGAUCAGUAUUUAGUCAGUGAUAGAACGGAAAAUAAAUUUUAUGGUAGUGUUCAUGCAGCAGCAGCCUCAUCAACGUGUGGUAGUGCCCAUCAAUAUCCUGGUACCACACCAAUUAUCGGUCCACCACUCAACUACCUUCAACGACGUCUUCAGGCAGCACAGUAUCUCUGUCCAGCAAUUUUCCCUUGGGUAGACAGGGGACCAGCAACCGAGGCGUCUGGUCGUUAUGUCAUGAAGAUGGUGGGAAUAUUAUAUCUGCUAAUUCUGAUAUUUGAUUUCAUCAUCGUCUGUGGAAUGGGCGGCAUGGGAACAUUCAUGACCAUUGUCAUGUUUUUAUUUUUAUUCGCUAUUAUUGGAGUUCUUCUCGCAAUAAGCAGAAAGCCACAGAAUAGAAACACCAUUAUGUUUAUGACACCGGGACUUCCCUUCGUGCCCGCGAUAGCAGUUACUGUUAACAUUUACCUCAUAUUCAACUUGAGUAUAUUGACACUGGUGAGAUUCACAAUAUGGAUGAUACUCGGUUUCAUAAUGUAUUUCUACUAUGGUAUAAAAAAUAGCAGUCUAGAGACUGAAUCGGAGGAUGGCCCAGUAGAUUCCAGUAAUGCUGGUAAUAUAGAGUUGAAAAUUACCGAGCAUCCGGGUGCUUCACCAUCCCAACAUUAUGCCAAUCAGGAUCGUAGUAUUUACGAGGGCCAGCAAUUGGAUGCAUUUGGCCAGCCCGUAUUUGGCAACACUAAUUUUGGUGGUGCAUCUGUGCAUGGAAGUACAACAGCCCAAACACAUACAACAAAUACUAAAACAAAUCCACUCUUUGUUGCCCAGAAUGAUUUUCCAUCCUGGGAUGAUUGAGUGUACUCUGUUAUGAGGGCUGUACGCGAAUGAGAGUGCGAAAUUUAUGGAAAUGAAUGAAAAUGAAAAAUAAUUAAACAAUGAAGAGAGAAGAGCAUGUAGCGCACGCAGCACGCACGCACGUACAUAAAACGCACGUCAGGAAAUAUGAUGAAAAAUAAUACUAGCGGAGAGUGGGGCAAAAUGGAGUAGUUGAAAAAUAACUGCUUGACCCAAUUCAGGAAAAAUAAUCUUUCUCUAUCAAGCUAUAUUAAUAUUUUUAAUUACUGAUGAGAAUCGGAAUUUUUUGUUCAGUAAAACUGGAGCUGCAGUGCGAAAAAACUUGUGUUAUUCCAACGCAUUUAUAUUUAUCUCUCUCAAAUUCGGAAUGAAAUUCAUUCUCAUUUGCCAUGUCGGGAGUGACAGGGAUAUUAGAGAAAAGUAAUUGUCGAGAGAUUGUUGAUUAAAAUAUUAGGAGGAAAAAGUAUGGGAAAUUUUUCUAAGGAUAUGAAGAGCUCAGAUCAUCGAAACAUAGCACAUUUCUCGGCACCCCAUGUCUUUUUCAUUACUUAACAAACGGUCAUUUUCAUCAGUAGUCAUAAUGAUAAACAAAGUUGAUAGUAAAAAUUUUUUUCAUUUGAAUUGCAUCAGAGCUAGCCAAUUUUCGACUGUUUCAUGAGCCUUGCUGUCCCCUAUUCAAAGAAAUAUAAAUGACCCUGGGCAAAUGUUUAAUGAUACUAGAGGAUGAUACUACGAUAACGAAGAUUAAUUAGAAAACUAUACUUUCGAUUGAUUUAGGAUAUCAAGUGCAUAUCUACGCAAUUCAUUAAUUCAUCCGGCAACUUCCAUCCAUCAAACAAAGUUUAGAGAAACCGAAAUGUUGAAAAUGAUACUUAUUAUUGAAAAUAAAUCAAUAUAUUGCCAAUUUUCUUGCAUUGUAAGUUUAUCAGAGCCGAUAUAGUUAUUGCUGAUUAUUAUAUAUGAAUGACAACAAAAUAUAUAUUUUAUUCUCUCGUCUCGUCCUCAUUGAUCGAAUACUUAAUGAUACUGAUGUUGAAGAAUGCGUGAUAUCUGAAGUUAAACAAGUUAGAGAGAUCCCUAAUAUUGGAGGAAUUUUAAUGAAUCUUGUUCUGCCUAAGCCUAGUCUUUCCCAAGUGGAGUCCAUCAACUACAUUAAAAAAGACAUUAUAAUCUCAUUGUUAAUCAUCUGUAAUCUUUGCCAAUGUCUCGACGUCGAAUUUCAAUAAUGAAUAUUCGAUGUGUCUGUGUAAGAACUAAAGGAAUUUUCAACAAAAAAAAUGUGAGAAUUUGCUGUGGGUAAAUUUUUUCUACAUGAAAAACACCAUUAAUAGUUAUUUUACUCAUAGAAAACAUUAUCUUCAUUAGGGUGAAAGACACCAAAUGAUAUAAUUUUCAUAUUUUCAAUCUCUGUGAAAAUUCUUCUCAUUCUUGUGCUUAUAGUCACAAAUAAUUAAUAGUUUCAUAACUAUGAAUUACCUGGUUACAACUGGAGCGUAUAAAAUAAACGAAAGGGAAAAUUAUAUCUAGAUAUAAAUACUGUCGGCAGGUACGAUAGUAUAAAUUUGCCAUUUGACUUAUCCCUCAGUUGCUUGAAUCUGCCAGGAAUGACGCUGGAAGUGUGUGCGAAUAUACCAAUAAUCCCAUAACCAUAAACGUAUACAUUUAAAAUCAAUAGUGGUAUAAUAAUAUAUUGCGAUAUACUGCAAUCGUUGACGAUUUGCACUGUCGAAAACAAACAAAUGAAUAAUGAGAGACACCACUGUACGUCGUAUGCAAUAGAUAAAUCAUUACUCCAGAGAUGGAUGAGCCCUGACCCAAAAUUGUGACGAAUAUACAAUGACAUACUAUUCAAUCAAUUGUAAUCAUCAUUGGUCAGUGAAUCAUGAAAACAAUGAAUAGCAUUUAGAGAAAUGAAACAUGAGACAAAACUAUUAUUCUGUGAAAGAACAGUGCCUGCACCCCAGACGCUAGUUGAAUAUUAGAUUCUAUCGUUCUUCAAAUGAAAUUUCUGAAAAUUGAGUGCAACUUUGAAAGAACAAAAUCCAUUGUUUUAUGAUUAACCAAUGAUUAUACUUCAUUUUUUAAAUGAGAGCGAUUGCUAUAUCCAUUGGCAAAAUUAGAAAUUAAGAGAUAGAGAGAAGAAAUUACGCUGAAGAAAAAAAGUUUUUUUGAGAAGCACAGUUUUACUAGAAUUUGAAAAAUCAUCACUUGAAAUCUACCCAAUGUAUCCUCCCUUAUAUUGAAAAAAAAAAUCUUAGGCAAAGGAAUUUUGUAUUUUUUCCAAAUUUGAGAGCAAUUAAUUUGCAUCAUGAAAACUAAUCCUCAAAUUCCUUCAAGUUAGAUUCAAAAUAGGUGUUAAAAUAUUUUUUAAUUAAGCCAAAAAAACACUAUUGUUUUUUGUGUUUACGAAAUGAUAUUUCGCUUUAGGACGGUAUUCCUUGGUAGGAUUUUUUUUAUUAGCGCAAGAUAUUGUGUUGAAAAUUUUCAAGCGAUGAGAUGGUAAACCCGUACGUCUGAAGAAUCUUUUGUUUUUCUCAAUGUAAAUUGAAGGAAAAAAAUGUUGCUUUUUUAGUUAGACUUUCAAAUUUUUAGAUAGGAGGACAAGGGCCUAUUUAACGUAAUACGCGAGUACACAGGGUGUUAUGGGUUGACUGAAUGGCGAAUGACUGGAUAAAGCGGAAAAUAUUAACCAAUAGGAGAUGCAGUAAUUUCCAUAACGUUGUGAUUUUCCAUCCACAUUCAUGAAAAAUGGUAUGCGUGCGUGUGUGCUUCCCUAUAUUCAACUGUAAACUCGCAAGAAAAAAAAAAAUUUUAAUCUUUUGUCGUGAUUAUGAAAAUGAGAAAUCAUAAAAAUACGAAAAUUUUAAAAACAUAACAAUUUCCACGAGUUACGGAAUGACAACCAUCUUCCAGUCAUUGUAUGUUAAAUGACAAACUACAGAAAUACCAUUCUCUAAACUUUGGAUCUCAGACACACACAAUUGUGUGCCAGUUAUUAUCGUUACUAUAUGUAUAGUCUGACGUAUAGCGUACCACAAGAAGUGAAGAAUAAAUAAGUGAUGAAGAAAAUUAAAAUUUGACAAAGGCAACUAGAUAUUUAAUAUUAAUUGAAUUACCUCAGUUUUCACUGAGUUAAAUUAGUUGUUGCUCCCGUACAUCACAUUUUUAUUUUCCAUUUAUUUGUAUUUUACUUAGUUUAUCACUAGGGGAGCUCAGCUCGGAAUGGUCCAAAUUUUUGGUAUGAAUACGAUAAAAAAAAAAGAAACAGAAUGAUUGGAAUUACUGAAUUUUUCCAUGUAAAAUAUAUACCCCUCCGUAUAAAUUACGUUAUUUAAUAUCGAUAAGGAUCAAAAAUAAAAAGUGAUUAUUCGAAAUGAAAAAUC